AUGUCAUCUUCAAAGCAAACCCCACGCCUCCUACGCUUGACCAUCAAACUAUACAAAGGCCAAGAGCGUCAAGGAAGCGAAGGACAUGAUUUCGCGAGGGAGUACGUGGUCAAAGCAGCCAAACUGCAUGCAAAGCAUGGUAUUCUCAUGUACCAGCAGUGUUACUCGCCACCCUCCUAUCGCUCCUUCGUGGACGAUAUGAACCGCCGCAAUAACCGUGGCUGGGUGAUUGAUGACCACGACGUGACGAUCGAGUUCUAUUUUCGCAACUUUGCCGAGCUCAACAGGGUCAACAGCGACCCUGAAUUCCAGGUGCUUCAGGCGUCUGAAGAGCCGUUUGUUAACCGUGUACACACUGUUGUCUCACUGUCUUGGGUGGAGAAGUAUGUCGACGUGGGCAGGUUGGUGAACAUAUUGGAUGAUAAGUCCACUUAUCCCUCGUAUGAUGAAUUGCUGAAUUUGUCGACUGCAUUGGGAACAGGUGGUGCCUGGGUUAAGACUGAUGAUGGUGAAAAGAAAUAG
Aspergillus bombycis is the source of this 522-nucleotide messenger RNA. RefSeq lists its product as uncharacterized. Gene Ontology annotation, molecular function: oxidoreductase activity. The record is from RefSeq and is a predicted model, not a curated record. The coding region runs from base 1 to 522 and encodes 173 amino acids. The transcript is spliced from 3 exons. NCBI's taxonomy places the organism in Eukaryota, Fungi, Ascomycota, Eurotiomycetes, Eurotiales, Aspergillaceae.